GGCUGAACAACCAAGUGUAUCCGGUUCGCAUGACCAUGGCGGCUCCUGCGGUUGUUGCUGAGCCUUCAACCGGAGAAAAAAUGCCAGAAACUGUAAAUGGACCAACGGAGAAUUUGGCUGAAGACCAGAAACGACCGCAGUUCGGCACUCGCUUCCUCACAGACCCGCGACAGGUGUUUCAGCACAACGCGUGGGAUAAUGUGGAGUGGUCAGUAGAGCAGGAGGAUGCUGCCAGAAAAAAAGUUCAGGAAAACUGUCAACCUCUCCCUGCAGAAAAACAAGAGAAAUUUGACAGCAGGGCCAAUGAGUUCUGGAACGAUUUUUACACCAUACAUGAAAACCGCUUUUUCAAGGAUCGCCACUGGCUCUUUACAGAGUUCCCUGAGCUUGCCCCUCAACAAAAGGCUCCACAGGACAAUAGAGAGAAGGGAACCACAGAUCAAGAACCCAAACUUUUAUUAAAUGGUGGAGAUGUUCCCUCGUCUCAUACAGAUGCCGAAUUUCCUGGAGCCUCAGCAUCCUAUCGUAUCCUAGAGGUAGGCUGUGGAGUAGGCAAUACAGUCUUUCCCAUUUUGAAAACUAACAAUGAUCCAGGACUCUAUGUUUACUGUUGCGAUUUCUCCAGCACAGCUGUUGACCAUGUCAAAUCGAAUCCAGAGUAUGACCUGUCACGCUGUCACGCUUUCGUCCAUGAUAUGAGUGACAUGUCUGCAGAGUAUCCGAUGCCAGACCAGAGUCUGGAUGUCAUUGUCCUCAUAUUCGUGCUCUCUGCCCUGCAUCCUCAGAAGAUGCAGAGCUCUAUUAAUGGUUUAGCACGAUUGCUGAAACCUGGAGGAGUGCUUUUAUUGAGAGACUACGGCCGCUACGACAUGGCACAGCUUCGUUUCAAAAAAGGGAGGUGCUUGUCUGAAAAUUUCUAUGUUAGAGGGGAUGGAACAUGCGUCUAUUUUUUCACACAAGAUGAGCUGCAUGAUCUGUUCUCCAGUGCUGGUCUGGAGAAGGUGCAAAACUUAGUGGACCGGCGCUUACAGGUGAACAGAGGAAAGCAGCUGACUAUGUACAGAGUUUGGGUACAAUGCAAGUAUCGCAAGGCACUGGCACCCCCUUAGAAUCAAGUCGGCUUAGUUGGAGAGAUCGAGAACAUCUGAGCUGAUCCAUGAGAAUCUUACAAUUUCGUGACAUGACUCCUGAACGAUGAGCCAUUUUUAGAAUGAUGGACAGGUUGCUACAACUUAGAGGUUUGCAGUAAUGAUGUAUUCGAUAUGAAAGGAUUAUCAAGACGAUCAUGACUCAGUCUUAUGCAGCCUACUGGGAAAUGUUGAUGGAGGACUUCAGGUCUCAUGAAUCACAAGCAGACUUCAUACUGUCUGUCCAUCAUACAGUGAUGUUUUUAAAGACUUUUACUCUUAUUAAUAAACUACAGGAUGGUAUAAAUCAAA
This is a messenger RNA of Myxocyprinus asiaticus (Chinese sucker), 1439 nucleotides long. RefSeq names its product methyltransferase 2A, methylcytidine (gene mettl2a). The transcript has 9 exons. Gene Ontology annotation, molecular function: tRNA (cytidine-N3)-methyltransferase activity. The record is from RefSeq and is a predicted model, not a curated record. The coding region runs from base 30 to 1109 and encodes 359 amino acids. NCBI's taxonomy places the organism in Eukaryota, Metazoa, Chordata, Actinopteri, Cypriniformes, Catostomidae.